This is a messenger RNA of Botrytis cinerea B05.10, 2053 nucleotides long. RefSeq lists its product as hypothetical. Gene Ontology annotation, molecular function: GDP-mannose transmembrane transporter activity; antiporter activity. NCBI's taxonomy places the organism in Eukaryota, Fungi, Ascomycota, Leotiomycetes, Helotiales, Sclerotiniaceae. The transcript has 4 exons. The record is from RefSeq and is a predicted model, not a curated record. Gene Ontology annotation, cellular component: Golgi apparatus. The coding region runs from base 329 to 1507 and encodes 392 amino acids.
GCCCCCUGUACUAAAACGAUUAAAGAUUCGGUCUGGCUGUCCUCUCUACCAUAAUUUUCAAAACUCCAUAUUCAACACUUUCUUUCUUUCCUUUCAUCUUCUUAGGUCUUCCGUACUCACACCUGAGAGAGCACAUUUGGAGUCAGUUUGCAAGAAUCCCCUUUAAUCGUUAGUCUCUUUUCGACACCGAGACAUUCUCCAACGGGCAUCUACCCACGAAGCUCCGACCGAUUACGAAUCCCCAAUUUCGUGCCUCUCUGUUUGCGCAUCUCUACCAUCAGGAGCACGAUAAGAAAUUGCAUUUCUUUGACCGAGAACAAUCGCAAUCAUGGAUGACAAGAAGAACGAAGAUCUCGAGAUGCGCAAUUUCAAUGGGCGUUCGUCCCCAUCUCAACGCGAUCCUUUUCUAGCCAAGCCAGGGGCAGCAGCCAAAAGAGGAAAUUCUGCCUUCGACCUCUCCAAUGUUACGAAUAGUCCAGGGAUAUCUAUUCUUGCCUACUGUUUGGCAUCGAUUUCUAUGACCGUGACCAACAAGUACUGUGUCUCGGGUUCAAACUGGAAUUUGAACUUCUUCUAUCUCGCUAUUCAGUCUGUUGUAUGUAUCAUUGCGAUUAUCAUCUGCAAGCAAGCGGGAUUGAUCACAAAUCUUGCUCCAUUCGACACCAAGAAGGCGAAGACAUGGUUUCCCAUCUCACUUCUUCUCGUCGGCAUGAUCUACACCAGUACCAAAGCCCUUCAAUUCCUCUCCGUUCCUGUGUAUACCAUCUUCAAGAACUUGACAAUCAUUGUGAUCGCAUAUGGUGAGGUUUUGUGGUUUGGAGGAAGCGUCACUCCUUCUGCUCUCUUCUCGUUCGGUCUUAUGGUCCUCAGUUCUGUCGUUGCUGCGUGGGCUGAUAUCCAACACGCUUUGUAUGGAGGUGGUGCUGCACAAUCCGCAGAGGCUGCUGCUGCUCUCUCUACAUUGAAUGCUGGAUAUGCGUGGAUGGGCAUGAACGUUUUCUGCACUGCAGCAUACGUUCUAUCUAUGCGUAAGGUUAUCAAGAAGAUGAACUUCAAGGAUUGGGACACUAUGUUCUACAACAACCUUCUCACCAUUCCUGUCCUCUUCGUUUGCUCCUUCAUUUUCGAAAACUGGUCAUCCGAGAACCUCACCAAGAACUUCCCACUUGAGACCCGAAACAACCUCAUUCUCGGCAUGAUCUACUCUGGUCUUGCUACUAUCUUCAUUUCAUACUGCUCUGCUUGGUGUAUCCGUGUCACUUCCUCCACAACCUACUCGAUGGUUGGUGCUCUCAACAAGUUGCCAAUCGCUGUCAGUGGUCUCGUUUUCUUCGCAGCCCCUGUCACAUUCGGAAGUGUAUCUGCCAUCUUCAUCGGUUUCGUCAGUGGCAUCGUGUAUGCAUGGGCAAAGGUUAGACAAAACCAAUCGAAGGGAAAUAUCCUUCCCACAACACAACCAGUUAUGAGCGCCAGUUCCCAGAGCAAUCGCGAUGCUGCAAAGGCAUAAAUAAGUGCCGGCACUCUUAAUCAAAUGGGUUCAUGACUUGACCCAUCAAUAGUACCUCAUUUUGAGUGCUUUUAAUCUAAAAUAUGAAGCACGAUCUAGAGAAUGACUGACGGCCUCGGCAAGACGGCUCUCUGUGGCCAGUCUUCACAUCCGAAUCGAGGAAAAUUGGAGCAGGGUUUGGAGAUAUAUAUUUGUAUUAUACACUUUUUAUUGUUGGACGUACGUUAGAUGGAAAGAAUUUCCCGAGAUUCUUGACAAGCAGGUCUUCUUUUACACACCUUUCAACCUCAUGCAUAACUUCUAGGGUCUGAGAUUUUCUGAGUCAUGGCGUAUGUAUGGGACAUGAUGCGUUCAUGAGCAAUGGAUAAUAGAAUUCGUAGUGUUUUAGGAAUCCCAAAAGUAUGUUAAUAUACUUUAGUUGUGUGUGUGACAGUGAUAUGGCUUUUCUGGGUUGUGUGUCAUGUUAAUUCCUAAAGGCAUUCUUGAACAACUAAUGACAGAAUUGACGAAAUCUAACAUGAUAGCGUACAAUCAAUUGUUUGCCCA